Orbicella faveolata is the source of this 1261-nucleotide messenger RNA. RefSeq lists its product as uncharacterized. NCBI's taxonomy places the organism in Eukaryota, Metazoa, Cnidaria, Anthozoa, Scleractinia, Merulinidae. Gene Ontology annotation, molecular function: calcium ion binding. The record is from RefSeq and is a predicted model, not a curated record.
UAUCUCACCUUUGCCCCAUGGAGACCAUUCAAAGGCGAUGGAAUGUGCCUAAGAAUAGACGUUUUUCGCCGCUACAACGAAUCAAACCACGUUUCAAUCUUAAGGGAAGCAACAGGCAGCAAUGUUACAUACGAUCACACAAGUGUGCGUGGAGGAAAUUUAACUGAAGCACCUCUGAUUUAUGGAAAUGUGUCAUGGUGUCCCGAUGAUACUGGGUUAACGCUUCUUCCUAAGUUACAAGUGGAUCUCGGUAUGCCUUUCAACAUUUCUAAAGUUGAAGUGCAAGGGGCCAAGGAUGCAAAAGAAUGGCCUUACAAGUUUUGCCUUAGUUACAGUCUUAAUCAGGGUCAAUUUACUGAAGCAAGAACCCAGGAAUCAUCGUGCUUGGUAAGACAUCUAUUUUUUCUUUUGUAGAGAUCGUACCUCAUCUCAUUACAGCUGCAGGAGCCGAGCAGAUGUAACCUCAAGAGAAUUUGAAGUGAAAUAUCAGUUACCGGCGAAAGACCUUGUUUGACAACGUUUUCAAAUACCGAGGAGAAAUGAAAAUACGACGCGCGGCGGAUUAUUUUUGGCGAACGUCGAAGUGUUGGAAAUGUGGUUUAACUCUGUCUUCAUAUCUUGAUAUACCGUUACAUUCGAAACAAAAACUAAGGAGCAAACGGAGAAAUACAAUCGUAAAAUGUCAAUCCUAUUUAAGGUCAGAUAUCCAAACACUGUCACGGUCAUGCGGAAAUGUUUCUUUCUGAGCCGUGAAAAGGAGUAAAACAGUCAAAAGCACGAAGACAGCCGAUAGCUUCACGAAAACGUUUCCAAAAUGUGCGCGCACUUUAAUGGGAGGAAUGGAACUGAAACUGCUUCGUGACGACAUUGUUGUCUUGACUGAUUGCUUCGUUUCUACGUCAGUGAGUCUUCCGUGGGGGAGGUUUUGAAUCUAAAUACAAACCUUAUUUUAUUUGGGAAAUGACCGUGAAGUUCGCCCGCUGUUCGGCGGGCAUUAUUCGCUUGUUUUUCGUUGUUUUUGUCCAAUUGCCAGCUUGCAACGUUCCAUAGUGAAGUUAAAACUCGUCGGUACCGCGUCUUCGUUGACUUCAAAUUGAUGAAGCUUGAAAGAGGGUCCCAGCAAACACCUUACUACAAGAUUUUGUUCGAAGCUGUCUUCGGUAGAGUGUUUUACACAAACGCGCGAAUGCUUCAAGGGCAUAUGAAGCAUUCUCUUUUAUCUUUCCAAAAAAAUUUUAACGGUUAUACUUUUGAAAAUGCA